GAAGGAUGUUGCUGCUGUUGCCGCUGCCGCCGUGGCGUGGCUCACACACACACACUCGCCCUCCUCCAACGCGCGGCGCUUUGAGACGCGGCGUUUCAUCUGCUCGCAGCGCGGCUGAUGAGAGCCACUCGUCUUUCUGGGUCUGCUGCAGCUGCUGUGUGACCCGCCGUCCUUCCUCCCUGCGGUGUCCUGCUGUGAGGGCAUGUGUGCGUCCUGCCGCCGCUGCUCUGGGAGCUGACGAGCAGCAGAGUGGAUUUUAAACGUUCACGCUUGUGUUAUGGUGAGUGUCUCAGAAGCUCUGUGUGCUUUUCAGCAUCUAUAAAGAAGCUUGUGGACCUCAUAUGGGAGAGCAGUGCAUCCAGCUGUUAUUUUCAGGUGAUGUCAUCAUGUUAUCCACAUGGGUGUCAGUGAUCGUCCUGCUGGCCGUGAGGCAUGUGAGGAGCGAGGACGGCGUUCAGCCAUGUGGGCAGAUCCAGACGUCCGGCUCCGUGGUGCCUCUGGGGUCACCUGUCGCCGCCACCUGCGUCGUCAGGGACGACUGCCCUCUGGUCACGGGCCGCGCGGUUCACAUUCUGUGGCGCCUGGACGAGGGUUUCAUCGCUGGCAGCCGCGUGUCCCACCAGAACGGGACGGCAUCCAAGGUUGUUGUGCCGAGCUUCAACCGCUCCAGGGCCACUCUCACCUGCUGCGUCCAGGCCUCUCGCCUUCAAGUGGUCGCGGGAGUGGAGAUCAGAGCGGGACACCCACCAGCGGCACCGCAGCACCUCACCUGCCAGACGAACCUCACCGACCCCAUCGCCCUGACCUGCAGCUGGGACCCUGGGCGGGAGACGGGCCUGCUCACCCACUACACCCUCCACACUGAGACCUGGGAUUUAAAGAAGAACUGGACUUACGAGGUGCCGCCGGGGCUCCACCGCUUCACUAUCCCUCGUUCUGGCCUCGUCCUGUUCUCAGAAAUGAAAAUAUACGUGAAGGCGGUAAAUGAGCUCGGAGACGCAACGUCGUCACCUGUCGUCUUGGAACCUGUUAGUGCAGCUAAGUUUGACCUGCCGAGGAUUCUAAGGGUUAACGCGGUGCCAGGAAGGAGCGGCUGUCUAAGGCUGAGAUGGGCCUUAUCGCAGCACCAGACCUGGCUGCACGAGCAGUGCUUCAACCUGGAAGUGCGACUCAAGCCUGCUGACAGUAAUCAAUGGAAUGAACAGCCAAUCCUGUUGGGUUCCGUUAGACCAGCAAAACCCGUGUACCAGUGUCGCCUCCUCCACGGGACUCGGUAUUUUGCCCAGAUUAGAGUCCAAUACCAGAAGAGCCCCUGGAGUGGGUGGAGCAGCAGCCAGACGGGAGUCACCUUGGAGACUGCUCCCACUGGACGCUUAGACUCGUGGACGAAGGCAUGGGCGGAUCACACGCACAAACAGCUGAACAUACAGUUGUUUUGGAAGCCAUCAAAACAAUUUCGUGCCAAUGGCCAAAAUGUCUCGUACAUCGUCUCGGUGCAAAAGGCGGCGGGUGAGAGGGGGAAGGUGUGCGCUACAGCAGGGAAUCACUGCACUUUCCAGCUUCCCAGGAAAGUGAGGAGAGUUUACCUGAGUGCUGUGAAUGCAGCAGGAAGAUCCUCCCCCACUGAGGUUCACAUCCACCAUCCUAAAGGUCGGUCGGUGAUUUCAGACGUCACAGUCAUCCCUCCUGAUGACCAGUCCCUUCUGGUCCAGUGGAAAAGUCAGAAUACGUCUGCUCUCACUGGUUACGUGGUUGAAUGGAGGCCUUUGUUACUGGAAGACUUGUCUCUGGUCCAGUUUGAAAUGGUGGACAAAAACCAGUCCAGCCUUGUUAUAGCAGGCAGCAUUGAGCCCUACAAGCCCUACGGGAUCGCUGUGUAUCCACGGUAUAAGGAUGGGAUAGGCCUUCCUCAGACUGUUAAUGCCUAUUCGAGAGAAAAGGCUCCAUCCAUGACCCCAACGCUUACGCUCAAAAAGACCUGGCAGUCACACAUUGAGCUCAGCUGGGAUGAGAUCCCAUUAGACAAAAGAAAUGGAAUCAUCCAAAGCUACCGAGUCUUCUACUGGAGUGAGAAGGGACCGGCCAAAGUUGUGGACUCUGACCUGGAGGCUCGGAGGGUGAUUCUCAAAGACCUCAACACAAUGUUUCUGUACAAAGCUUUCAUCAUGGUUAGCACCUCUGGUGGAAGCCUGAACGGCUCGACGAUUCAUUUUGAAAUCGAACCCUUCGAUGCAGUUACCAUUGUGAUGAUUGUAAUUGCUUCUGGUGUUGGAAUGUCUCUGUUUAUGAUUUUCGUGGUCAUGACUUGUUUCUCUAACCAUAAAAGGAUUAAGGGGCGGUUUUGGCCUGCUGUUCCGGAUCCAGCUAACAGCAGCAUCAAAAGAUGGACAUCAGAGUCAACACAGAGUAUUCUUCCUUCUUGGGACAAUGAGGAGCCCAAUCCCAUAUAUCUGUCCCAUCUGAGCUUCUUGGACCUGCCAACCAAACUAAGCACAGAGGACGAUGAUCUUUGGUUAAAAGGUUCAGAGGUCACCAGUGACCUGGGAGAGUCCAUCUGUGGUUCACCGUUCAUCCCUGGGUACUCGCGAUCAAACAGCGACUCGGUCCCCUAUGCUACUGUGAUCUUCUCCGGACCGUGCAGCAGCCCCCCACCCAAAGAGCCUCAGGUCUACCUGCGCUCGGAAUCCACCCAGCCGCUCCUAGAGGCUGAAGAAUCCUUCAGUCCGAAGUGCUACCAGAAUAUUGCAGCCCAUGGGCUGCCAAGUGAUCAGUGUUUUUUUGGACCAAGCCACGAUUGUGUUCCUGAAGAAGGAGCAGGCUCUGUGAUUCUGUGGGAUGACUUUCCUUUUCUACGUGCAUUAGCAAUGAAUGAUACUCAGAAUGACUAAUCUGCUAAUUAUAAGUAUAGCACCUUUGCCUUAUAAAGUUUGUGUAUGUUUACAUCUGGGCUUGUGUGAAGAGUGGACUUUGAAAGCAUAGCUGUAAAUUAAUGCUAGCGUCAAUGCUUUGAUAUGAUUACAAUGUUUAUGCUUUGUUUGUGUCAUUUUAUGUUUUAUGUCAUAAAUACAAAUUUACCUCGUAAGAAAAGAUUCAUUCUCCACAGCAAUUUUAUGUGUGAGAUUAUAUUUUUUCACAGAAUGUGAAUGUUUCAGUUGAACAGUUUCUUAAAAACACACAGAAUUCAAUAAAAUAAAAUAAAAAAUCA
Molecule: messenger RNA, 3205 nt
Organism: Betta splendens (Siamese fighting fish)
Lineage: Eukaryota; Metazoa; Chordata; Actinopteri; Anabantiformes; Osphronemidae
Gene: csf3r
Product: colony stimulating factor 3 receptor (granulocyte)
Exons: 16
Coding region: 342-2888 (848 amino acids)
Biological process (GO): cytokine-mediated signaling pathway
Cellular component (GO): external side of plasma membrane; signaling receptor complex
Molecular function (GO): cytokine receptor activity; granulocyte colony-stimulating factor binding
Source: RefSeq, a predicted model, not a curated record